Penaeus vannamei (Pacific white shrimp) is the source of this 1512-nucleotide messenger RNA. Lineage: Eukaryota; Metazoa; Arthropoda; Malacostraca; Decapoda; Penaeidae. The record is from RefSeq and is a predicted model, not a curated record.
GUACCAAGUACCCACAGGGAGUGUGUGUAAAACUUCACUAUCCUUACUCAUGUAUGAAUAGAUAGGUAAUGUCUGUGGAUGCUAGAUAGCUCCUACGGCCGUAUUCACAAUCGAUGCGAAGCCCUUUUGCGACGGGAAUUUGCGAAGGCGAUUGCAUGGUUUUACCAACGGAGGUCGGCACUGAUUGGCUCUCAGAACCUAAAUUUGCGACCGAAUAUUGGAACAGUUGCAUGAGCCUGUCGCUGGGUUAUAGGCAUGCAAUGCUACUUUGCAAAGCACAAUAAUUACUGCAAAUUACUUUUUUGGCAUACAAAAGUAUUGUGAUAUGCUGAAUUUUAUAGAAAAGUAUUAUUUGCAGUACUGUAAAAGAUAUAGUUUUGGAAACAAAUACCCAAAACUAUGUACACAAGAUCACCGAGUGAAUGCGAGACUUUUGUUGACAUUUCUUCAGGCUGGAAGUAAGACCGCCUCUAUUUUCUACAUACGUCUUCUAUCAAAAAAACAUCGUUUUGGAGAAUGGAUCAUUUGCAACAUUUGCAGCAUUUGCAGCAUCUGCAACAUCUUGCUGCUUUACAGAGAGCAGCCACAGUUGAAAGAUAUGUGGUACGUGAUAGGAUGAAUCCUUUUCAAUCCUACAGCAACAAAGAAUUCAUUGCAAGAUAUAGGCUGACUAAAGAGUGUGUCACUGAACUGCUAGAGACUAUCAGACACCAUCUAGCAAUAGUUCAUAAUAACAGAGGUAGCCCGAUCCCACCUCAUCUUCAGCUAACCAUAGCUUUGAGAUACAUGGCAACUGGUAAUUUUCAGCUGAGCAUGGCUGACUGUUCAGAUGUGUCCCAGUCCAGUGUCAGUAGAUGUGUCUCAACUAUUGCAGCCAGGAUAGCAGAACUGGCACCUAAGCACAUCAAGUUCCCAGAGCCAAUCAAUGAAGAGACCAUCAUGAGCCAGUUUUCUGUGAUUGCUGGAAUGCCAGGUGUAAUUGGGUGUAUAGAUGGAACACACAUUCCAAUUAGAAGUCCUGGUGGAGUAGAUGUUGAACUGUACCGAUGCCACAAGGGAUUCUUCUCUUUGAAUGUGAUGGGUGUCUGUGAUGCUUCCCUAAAAUUUUUAAAUGUUAUUGCUAACUGGCCUGGUAGUGCCCAUGACUCUCGAAUUUUCAAUGAGUCACUUUUAUGUGAGGAGCUGCGAUCAGGCAUUUAUAAAGGCUUUCUGUUGGGGGACAGUGGGUAUCCUUGUAGGUCCUACAUUCUGACUCCUUUUGGUAAUCCUAGUACUGAUAAGCAGAGUAGGUAUAAUUCCUCCCAUGUCAGGACUAGGAAUACUAUAGAGAGAGCAUUUGGUGAGCUUAAAAGGAGAUUUGCUGUCCUAUCUAUACCAAUGAGGACUAAGUUGGACACAAGCAUAAAAUCAUUAUGGCUUAUCUACCAGAUGUCCAACUUGAUCCUCAAGAUGCCCAGAUAUCAGAGCCCAGGAUGCGCAGGAAGACAAUACCCGGAGAAAUUUUAUUGUUGA